Molecule: messenger RNA, 1029 nt
Organism: Caenorhabditis briggsae
Lineage: Eukaryota; Metazoa; Nematoda; Chromadorea; Rhabditida; Rhabditidae
Gene: Cbr-srj-22
Product: Protein CBR-SRJ-22
Exons: 6
Coding region: 1-1029 (342 amino acids)
Source: RefSeq, a predicted model, not a curated record
AUGUACAUAAAUUUCGCCCAUUUCCUUAUUCCAAAAAUUAGUGCUUUGUGUUCAGUGCUAAUCAACCCAUUGACUGUGUACAUCGUUUGGAAUGAUAAGAAACUUCAGCUAGGUCCUUAUCGAUAUCUUUUGUUAUAUUUUGCAUUCUUUAAUAUAACAACUUCGGUGGCAGAUAUGCUUGUACCGAUGUGUGUUCUGAAUUAUCGCUACGCGUUCUCGGUUUUUGUGUCCGAGGGAUAUUUUGAUCAGUAUUCCGAGUUCAAUCAAUUUUUCCUCGCUUUUCGGUGUAGCCUAAUUUCUGGAGCCUACGCAGUUCUUCAUGCUCAUUUUCUUUAUCGAUUUUUUGUCCUUUUCAACAAUCAGUUCCUAGCCAGAUGGUUUAUGCCCUAUGGUAUCAUUUUGGCAGUUUUGUACUGCCUGUUUCAUACUGUAUACUGGACAAUUUUUUGUUGGUUUUAUAUGGGCGGCGAUUUCGAUAGAAGAGUAUACAUCAGAGAUUCUAUGUUGGAGCAUCAUGGUGUGGAUGUCAUGAACAUGACAAUAAUCAUUGCUCAGUACUUUGAAGGAACACCCCAGGCAAUGAAAAAGUCUAGAAUUGGAAUCGGUUCUCUGUCAGUUCUCUCAAUUAUUUCUCUUGUUUUCAUCUUUCAUUUUGGCUACAAAAUCUGUCACAAACUUUCCAGUCAAAGUCUGGAAAUGAGCGAAAAGACUAAAAAACUUCAAACUCAACUGAUGAAAGCGCUAGUUGUACAAGCUGCCAUUCCAACAUGUGUCAGUUUUGCGCCAUGCCUGUUUGCAUGGUAUCAGCCAGUUUUUGGGUUGGAUUUGGGAAGAUGGAUUCAACAUGCUGCUGGAAUCGCCGUUGCCACAUUUCCAGCAUUGGAUCCGUUGGCUUUGAUUUUCUUCGUGCCUACAUUUCGAAAGAAAUUCGCGGAAUAUUUUUUGUUCCUGAAAUCGUGCAGGACCAACAGAACUACAUGUUCUCAACAGACAACGACAUCUACAAGCCAACCAAGGAUUGAUAAAUGA